Molecule: messenger RNA, 896 nt
Organism: Pararge aegeria (speckled wood butterfly)
Lineage: Eukaryota; Metazoa; Arthropoda; Insecta; Lepidoptera; Nymphalidae
Gene: mRpL16
Product: 39S ribosomal protein L16, mitochondrial
Exons: 5
Coding region: 113-838 (241 amino acids)
Biological process (GO): mitochondrial translation
Cellular component (GO): mitochondrial large ribosomal subunit; ribosome
Molecular function (GO): rRNA binding; structural constituent of ribosome
Source: RefSeq, a predicted model, not a curated record
UUUAACUUUGAUAAUUUCAUAACAUAACCCUACUUUUUUUUUGGGAUACAUUUUAAUUUGUUUGAAAGGAUUUAAAUAAUUCUUUAUUUUGCAUUUUACAUAUUAUUGCAAUAUGUUUCCGAGGACAUUUAGACUUUCCAUAGGAAUACUGUGCCCUAAAACAUUCCAGUUUUCAAUGAAUUCUGGUAUUAAAUAUUUUCCUCCACCCAAAAACUAUGACGAUAUUGAAAUUCCUGAACGUCCAAGACUAAGAAUAUAUGACAAGGUUCCUCUCUAUCCUCCUAAUUUGAAACCACCAAAGAUGCAAAAGCGUCUGCGUUACAUGAGAGGUCCAGAACAACUGCAUAAUACCUUACAGCUGAAGCAAUAUGGUAUAGUGGCUAUAAGUGGUGGUAGAUUGCGUCAUGAACAUUUUGAAAUGGCACGUCUCCAAGUGGCAAGGAGGUUAGACAUGAAAAGGAUGUUUGGUAUAUGGAGAGUGGAUCCCCCCUGGCAGCCUGUAACUAAAAAAGGCCAGGGUCAGCGUAUGGGUGGAGGAAAAGGGGCAAUUGACCAUUAUGUCACACCUAUCAAAUCUGGAAGAAUUAUACUUGAAAUUGCUGGAAAGUGUGAAUAUGCUGAGGUUCAUGAUAUGCUAAGAAUUAUAGCAGAAAGAUUGCCAUUUAAAGCUGAGCCAGUUUCACAGGAAAUUAUGGAUAAAAAGAUAGCGGACGAGAAAUGGGUGGAGGAAAACAACCAAAACAAAUAUACUUUGAAGUAUAUAAUGCAGAACAACAUGGCUGGAUGUCACAGAUACCUUUCACGAUAUGACCAUAGAUGGCACGGCAAAUAUGUUUAGAUAGGUAAUUACUAUAUUAUUGUGAAAUAGUAUAAGUAAUAAAUUAGAUAAAAUAUUA